AUUUGGUGGGGUGAAGACACUGGAGACCACUGAUAGAGGAGAGAAGAGGCAAAGAGAGAAGCUCUUCAGUUACUACUUGACAAGCAAGUAGCUUGCAGCUUUUUACAGAUAGAAAACAGUCCAAAGAAGAAGAGGAAGGGUAUCAAAACAAAAGAAGACUGAGUUAAACAGAAGGUUUGAGGAUACAGGCGUGAAAAGAGGGGAAGACACUUGGGGGAGGUGAGAGGUAGCCAGGCUGAGCUGACUUUUCCCCCAGAGGAGGAGUUGCAGUUGCCGGCCAGGGCAGGUCCCAGGGCUGGCAGGGCUGGCCCUACUGCUUCUCCACCUCCAUUCCUUCCUCCUCUUACUCCUCCUUCUCCUCCCUUUUAACCAUCAACCAAACUGCUGUGCAGUGAUGAACUUACAGGCAGAGCCCAUGGGCAACAUAGGAAUGCUUAGAAAAUCCAGCCAAAUGAACUUCUCUGCCUCGAGUGAGGGAAACUCCAGAGGUUGAGCCCUCCACUGCAAUAUAGACUGUCACCCUUUUGUCCUCUCAUCUCAUUUUGUUGCACUCACUGGCUGAGUGCACUGAGAGACUGGGGGAAUUUUUUAUACGCUUUGUUUUUAUUUGUUUUUAUUUUUGCUUUUGUAAACCAGAACAGUGGCAACCUUUUCAGUAGCACGGUGCAAGGACCAGCUCCACUCACCCAAGAUGAGCCGCUGGCUGAAAUGCACCUCCAUGCACUUUAACACAGACUGGAACAAGUAUGAUGAUCGGCUGAUGAAGGCGGUGGAACGUGGUGAGGUGGACAAGGUAGCUGCUGUUCUCAGCAAGAAGGGCAUCAUCCCCACCAAGCUAGACGUGGAAGGACGCUCUGCGUUUCAUUUGGCUGCAACUCGAGGACACCUAGACUGUCUCAAUCUCAUCCUGGGACACAAUGUUGAUAUCACUGCAACCGAUUCCACUGGUAAAAAUGCUCUUCAUCUGUCUUCAAGAAAUGGACAAUCUCUGUGUGUGCAGAAACUCCUGCAGCACAACUGUCCAGUUGGAAAUGUGGACCUACAAGGAAGAACAGCUCUACAUGAUGCUGUCAUGGCAGGCUGCUCCUCCAGUGUGAAACUUCUCUGUGACAGCGGGGCUUCUGUGAAUGCCAGUGAUUUUGAUGACAGGACACCUCUGGUGCUGGCAACCCAGAUGUGUCAUCCACGCAUCUGUCAGCUGCUGCUGGAGCGAGGGGCCGAUAUCACCCUCCGAGACAAACAAAACAAGACAGCGCUGAUUCUGGGCUGCGAGUAUGGCUGUAAGGAUGCAGUGGAGGUGUUGCUGAAGAGUGGCGCUGACGUGAAGGCAGUAGAUGGCUUGGGUCACGAUGCAUUUCACUAUGCUCGCCUCAGCAAGAACACAGAGCUUGUUGCGAUGGUCAAAAGUUACCUUGACAAAGCCACCAGAGAUAAAGAGGCUGCAAAGAUAGAACAGUGGAAGCGACAGCAUUCAGUGGAGAGAUCAGAGGCAGCUGAGGUUAACAGAAGGGAUCAGAUCAUACAUGACUUGGAGAGGCAUAAUGAGACCCUGCAGGAAAGUCUCAGGAAGUACCACCAGGAGCAGAAAGCCCUGUUAGAUGAGGUCAACAUGCUACAGCAACAGCUCACACAGGAAAAGAUAACUGUGGAAGACACUCAGAAAGAGAAGGAGCAGUUGAAGGUGUUACUCAGUGCCAAAGAAAGAGAGGAAGGGGCUCGAGGCCUGGAGACUGUCAAGGUCCAGCUCCGAAGUACUUUGGGGGACUACUCAGGGCAAUCUGUUAUCAAAGGUAAAGAAAACACUUUGGUCAAACAAGCUCACAGCCUGGAUUCUGAUCAGAUGCCCCAGAAUCCUGCCAUGUUGCGUUCACUGUCCAGACCUGCAGAAAAGAGUCAGCCUACUGUAGGCUGGGACCUCUCCGGUGAACUGGAUGCACUCCGACAUGAACUUGAGGCAGUCAAAAAGAGACAGCAGUCAGCGGAGGAAGAGACGGCACGGCUUCAAUCUGCCCUGAACCGUAAAAACCGAGAGUGCCAAGAGCUGGUUCAGAGCCGAGAUACCAUCCAGAAACAGGCUGACCAGCAGGUUCAAGAACUUGAGGAUGCCUUGGGGGAUGUCCAGAAGAGGAUGCUGGAUUCUGAGUGUAAGGUCAAACAGCUGCAAGCCCACGUAGUCGCUGUUAAGGAACACUUAGGAGGCCAGGCGACAGAAGAACUGCGUGCCCAGCUCCAGGAUAUCAAGGUUAAGUAUGAAGGGGCUUCAGCCGAAGUGGGUCGCGUUCGUAACCGCCUCAAACAGAGUGAGAAGGCCUUGGAGGAGUACAAGAGCAGUGAGAGCCAGCUUGCAGCUGAGGCAGAAAGGCUGAACCAAGACCUGGGAGCUCUGUCUGCAGAAAGAGAUGAACUAGCAGAGACCCUUUUAGAAAUGGAAACCCAGUUGAAGGAGACCCAGUCUAAACAUGGCAACACAGUACCAGCUGAGAAGUUUGACAACAUGAAAAACCUGCUGACCAAUGCGGUUGACGAGAAGGAACGGCAGCUCACUGAGCUGAGGGAAGACUAUGAUCGUGUGCUGGAGGAGGUGGCAGAGCUCCAUCGAAAGCUGGACGGUCCGUCAUCCCAGGGAGGAUCAGCCGCGAUGUCUGCUGAGGAGCAACAGAGGAUACGGGCAGCUCUCGAAGAGCAGAAUGCUUCGUUGAAAAGGAAACUGGUCGAUGUGACUGCCAAAAGCCAGGCUCUAAUUCAGGAGGUCGAGGAGAGUGAGGAGGAAAGAGUUAUACUACGAGAGCAGCUGCAUGAGCUCAACAGCAGGAUUGAGAUUGACUUUAUACCCAUGAAGCACUACGAUGAAGCUCAGAGCAACAUGGUAACGGCUUUGGAGGAGCUGGAAGACAAACUGGUGGAAGCCAGUGAACGUUAUGGAAAAGCAGAGGCACAAGUCCAGCAGCUUCAAACCGAGAGGGCCACGCUGCAGGAGAAUAUCAGCAGUCUCCAAAGAGCCGAUGAGAGACACCAGAGUGAAAUGGACACUCUGAGGUCUCAGACUGCCGACCUGAUGAAGGAUCUUGAACUUUUGCAGAGGAGAUGUGAAGACAGAGAUAAAGAGUGUGUGCAGCUGACCACACAGAGCCAGACUCUGAAACAGAGCUUGGAUGGAGAGUAUGUUCCCAGACAGCAGCAUGAGCAAGUGAAGAUGGAGUUAAGUUCCACCUUAGAGAGUGUUAAAGCAGAGAUGUUGAAGUUGGAGACCAAGGAAAAAGAAAGUUGGGAAGAAUUAAAGAAUGUGAAAGACGGAAAUGAUAAGUUGAAAGCAGAGUUGGAAAAAGUCCUGUUGGAGAUGAAAAAAGACUAUAUAUGCGUAAAAGACCACAAAGCUACCACAGAUAAGUUGAAUGCUGCUGUGGUUGAGGCAGAGAAUAGAGCAAACAAAGUGUCAGCAAUGUAUGUGUUGGCUCAGGAGGAAACCGUAAAGCUUACCCAAGAACUGGAGGCCCAGAAGAAAGAACUUGAUGCCAUACAGGAGGCUAUUCAGUCUAAGUUUAUCCCACUGACUGCGGCCGAAGAAAAAGAAAGCUUUUACAGUGCCCAGGUGAAGGAGUUAACAGUCAAGCUGUUGGAAAUGGAAGAGAAGUAUAACAAAGAAAGGUCUGCCAGAGAGAGCAACAAACAGGAGAAAGACAAACUUAAAGUUGAGAUUGAAUCUGUUCAACAGAGACUAGACACUGCUCUAGUUACCAGUGAAAAGCACAAGGAUAUGGAGGCAGAGUUCAAGGGUAAAUUUGAGGAAUUGACUCAAAAGUUGGUGAACUUAGAGCAGCAGCACGAGGAGAUAACAUUUCAGAAAGCUGAUCUUCAAGACCAGAAUGCCCUCUGCAACACUCAGAUCCAGAAUCUGCAGGAGCGUCUGAAAUCAGAGUUGACUCGGAUAGCAACGUAUGACACAGAGCUUAAAGCCCUCCAUGAUGCCAUGCAGCAAGCCCAGGCCGACUGCAAGAAAGCAAGAGAGGCACAGCAGGAGGAGGCCCAGAGGGUUUGUGCCUUACAGAAAGAACUGCAGGAACACCGUGGGGAUCAGGCUUCUCUGCUGCAACAACAGACCAAGGCCAAGGAAGCCCUGGAGGCUGAAGUCGCUAAACUUCGAAUGGCUCUCCGUGAGGAGGAGGAGAACAACGCCCAAAGAGCUGAAGAUGUAUCUGCCCUGCAAUCUGAGCUCCUGCAAGCCACACAGGCUCUCGAGGAAAUUCGCUAUAAGGAAGACCAAAUGAACUUGCUGAAGAAGGAGAAGCAGCAGCUGGAGGAGGAGGCUGCCAACCUGAGCAACAAACUAUUAAGCUUAGCAGAAAAGUGUGAAGAGGCCCAUCAAGAGUCAAAGCAAGCAAGGGAGGGUGAGAGCAGGGCCAGGACAGAGAUGGAGGCCGUCCAGGAGAAGGGACGCACCAUUGAAAGAGAAAUUAGGGAGCUGAAAGAGAGAUAUGAUGAGUCACUCAGCACCAUCUGUGAUCUUCAGAGAAGGAUUCAGACAUCAGCUCAGCAGACUGAAGCCAAAGACAAGAAGAUCACAGAGUUGCUGACAGACGUUGAGCGAUUGAAGCAGGCACUGAAUGGUCUGUCCCAGCUGGCAUACACAAGCAACGCGCCCAAUAAGAGACAGACAAUGCACAUUGACACACUCCAAGCCCAGAUCAAGAGCCUACAGCAACAGCUGGCUGAUGCUGAGAGGCAACACAGGGAGGUGGUUUCAAUUUAUCGAACUCAUCUUCUCAGUGCAGCACAGGGCCACAUGGAUGAGGAUGUCCAGGCCGCCUUACUACAGAUCAUCCGCAUGAGACAGGAGUUUGUGUGUUAAAGCUUCCUCCGACAAAACAAAAUGCUACCUGCUGACUCAAAUUCACCAUUCUCACAUCUUCCACUGCAGAGUUCCCCUGCUGUGGCCCCUGUGGGUGCCCGGUGUGUGUGUGUGUGUGUGUGUGGGUGUAUGUGUCAUUCUGCAAAAUUUCUCCAAACAGGCUGCUCUGAAAUCCUUUUUGUUGUAGUAUGGCUGCACUUUGGUUGUGUUGAGGGUAAAAGUGAAUAACUGUAGAUUUUAGAUACAAAUGUGUUAUUUCAACUCCAGUAGAAACGCAGCCAAUGGAAACUCGAUUUAUUUAAAAAUGCUAUUUUAUCAAUUCCUGUAUCAAACUGACCAGUGAAAUAAUUUUGACUUAAUGAUAUACAUAUACACAGGCACAUUUUUAAAUUUCUCUUACAGUACAGUAUGUGAAAAUGCAAUUCCAUACAGUUCUGUCAAAUCUGUUAUAAAUGAUAAUGCAAAUCUGUGCAUUUUUAUGCAGCUUUAACCCAUUACAUUCGGUGAUAUGGGAGUUAUUUGAAAUGUAUGUCCCUUUCAUAGAUUACUCACUCUUGAAAUGCUCAGCUGAAAUGUAAAAUGGACAUGAACACAAAGACCACUUUUCACAUUCCCACCUGACAGUCAGCUCUCACACAGUAUGUUUUCGUGUUUAACAGCAAUGUUUGCUAGAAUUUGAUGGAUAGGUUCACAUUUUUUCAUGUCUGUUUUUAAACAAUAGUCAGGUUGCCUAAAAGAACACUGAAAUAGGUUUUGCUUGCUGUAAUCAUUCCUCCUGAUCGUGCUAACCAUUGAGAGAUCCCUUCCUAAUGCACUUCCAAUAUAAGUGAUGGGGGAUAAAAUCCACAGUCCUCAAUCCAUGCAAAAAAUAUUCAAAAGGUUAUCUGAAGUUAACUUGAGUUAGUAAAAUCAAGUGGAUAUCAUCCAAAGUUACAGUCUGUUUAGUACAAAAUUUCCACUUUGCGUCUCUGUUGAGCUGCAAUGACAGAUUGUAACAAAAAAAAACAGAAUUUUGUGCUAAACAGACUUUAACUUUGAAAGAUAUCCACUUGAUCUGAUUAACUCGGACUGCUGAAGCCUAAUAUUAACUUAAGAUAAACUAUGGAGUACAUUUUUCCACAGAAUGAGGACUGUUUUGUCCCCCAUCACUUACAUUGAUAACACAUUAGGAAGGGAUCUUUUAAUCUCCAGUAUGAACAGGAGGAAUGAUCACAGCAAGCAAAACCUGUUUCAAAGUACAUAUGGGCAUGUGAGUAUUGUUUUAAGAUAGACUAAAUUGUGAACAUGUCCUUAAAUACAAUACUCAGACACCCAUCUGUACAUUGAAGGAGUUGCUGGUCUCUGCAAUCUGACUGACAGUGAAGAGAUCCCUUCUUAACAUGAUUCCAGAGUAAGAGAUGGGGAUUCUUUGACAAAAUGCAUUUCAAGUUAAACCAUAGCUAAUACAAGGCUUAUGAAUUAAUAUAAGCAGUAUGAAUUAGUCAUAUAAAGUGGGUUUCUUUCGAGGUUCGUCUUAGUAUGAAAUUCCCCAGACAUUGUUUCCUUGCUGAGUCGCAGGGACAUUACUAACAAAAAGAUAAGAGUAAAUUUUGCGCUAAGAUCUCAAUAAAUUUGGAAGUUACCUUCGUGAUUUGACUAACUCCAGAUGCUGAUGCCUCAUAUUACCUUCAGCUGAUUUUUUUGAAAUGCAAAUUUGCACAGAAAGAGGGCAGAAGGAGGAUUUUGUCACCCAUCUCUUACAUUGGAAUAGUAUUAUUAGGGGAUCCCUUCAUGUGCGGGUUGAAAAGAAGGAAUGAUUACAGCAUCCACUAACUCUCUUCAUGUACAUAUGGGAAUCUGAGUAUUGUUUUAAGAAAGAAUGUGAACCUAUUCUUUAACCUUGUUCAUGUCAGUUGUAACACUUCAGCUCCUUUCUUGAGACUGUACUCAUUUUGUGGCACAGUUAUCGUCAUCUUCUAGAGGUCCAAGCUAUCACAUGUGUUUUCAGAAUAAAUCCAAAUACCAAAAACCUGAAGAGGGUGAAAUCAUCCAAAUCUAAAACUACUCGCCAUUUUGGUAUAUGGUAGAUAAUGAUGUGACAGAUUUGGGAGAGCUCUCGGUUAUGUCACUCACACAGUCUGGACAUGGUUUGUGCUGGGUUUGAGUCAUGGCGGUGUGGAGUGGAGAUCUCUUGCUGUGUCCUACAGUUUGCAGUGGCACGUCGUCCUUUUUGUUAAAACCAGAGUGUCCUCUAGUGGUGAGACUUGGCAGGCCAAGUUGAUAGAAAUUGUAAUAGUCAGUGUGGCUCAUGGGUAGGCAGUUGUUGUUUUGGGAAGCUGUAAUCUGCAUGUUUGUACUCAUCACGGGAAAUGUAUUAUAAAUCUUACAGAUGGUUGAGAGGAUAUGAAAUGUGAAAGUAAAACUAAUUCGACAGAGCUUUAUCUACUAAUAUCUGCUGCUUUGCAUCAUUACAUGUAAACAUUUUAAAUACAGCGAAUGUCCCAGCUGAAGCUUGACUUAAUAUAAAACCUCAUUUAUGCAGCAGUGCAUUUUUGCAGCUCUCCUAGAGCAAGCGUUGCGUACCCCUGAGCCAGCUCUUUGUGACUCUUGAUGGUGUAGUGUAGUGGUGUUGUGAUUGUUGAGCGAGUCUCUUACGCCUUUACACUGAUAUGUUUUUCAUAGCUUUGUACUACUUUAAUUACUGUAUUACAGUGUGACAAUUCUGAUAUUCAGCAGGUCUGGAAGUAGAACGGCACAAAACACGUUCAGGGUAACAUUUACCGUAGGAUGGCAUUUGAUAACCAUAGAACAGAUUCCUUUAUAUAUGUAGAUAGAUAACCUCCUAACGAUUAGUUAUUUGAAGCACUCCUAUCUUUACCUUUCAGCUAACACCAAGUAAACUUUCUUGCUCUCUGUUUUUAUAUUUUGGCCAAAAACACUGUUUAGAUCAUUUAGAAAACAAUUCCUUUUGCAUUUUGUUCUGCAGAUGUUAGGGAUUAACACUAUUUCUUGGGGAUAUUUCUUUCAGUCUUCCCUCUACCGUUAACAUAGACUAUAAAUUGAAUCCAUUUAAAUCUCUAAAUAAAUAUACUGUACCGAUCUGUUUAAAUUGGUUGUUUUGUUUGGCAAUAAUAUUUGUGUUUGUGACUCAGUAAUAAAAAAUCAAUUAAAGUGCCUAACAUAGAAAACUA
Siniperca chuatsi (mandarin fish) is the source of this 8016-nucleotide messenger RNA. It is a transcript of the gene uacab, whose product is annotated as uveal autoantigen with coiled-coil domains and ankyrin repeats b. The record is from RefSeq and is a predicted model, not a curated record. Gene Ontology annotation, molecular function: actin binding. Bases 692 to 4846 code for a protein of 1384 amino acids. The transcript has 19 exons. Lineage: Eukaryota; Metazoa; Chordata; Actinopteri; Centrarchiformes; Sinipercidae.